AUGGCCGACGGUCUGCAAAUGGGAAACCUUUCCCUCAACGAAUCCCAGCACGCGCCCCAGGCUCCCACCGGGCGUGCUGCCUACAUCCCUCCGCACCUCCGCCAGCAGCGUAACGCCGGUGCCAACAUGGACGGUGCUGCCCCUCCCCCGGGCCCUGGCUACGGUGGUCCUCGGGGUGGUCCUCGCGGCAACUGGGCCAACGCCAACGCUCCUGACUUCAGCCCUCGCGGUCCCGCCAAUGGUAACCCAAACUGGAACUCUACUGGUCAAAACCGGCCCUUCAACCCAUAUGCUUACGGACACCCAGGACACGGAGGCGGCUCGUACGGUGGUGGACAUGGUGGCUCUCCCCGAGGCUCGGGUGAUGGCCAAUGGCGCGAUGGCAAGCACAUCCCCGGUCCUGCCAAUGCCCGUGUGGAGCGUGACCUGUUCGGAGUUCCCAACGACCCCGCAAAGCAACAAACCGGCAUCAACUUUGCCAACUACGAUGACAUCCCCGUGGAGGCGUCCGGUAACCAUGUCCCGGAGCCCGUCAACGCCUUCACCAACCCGCCGCUUGACGACCACCUGAUCUCGAACAUCAAGCUCGCUAGCUAUGUCACUCCCACUCCUGUCCAGAAGUACUCGAUUCCCAUUGUUAUGAACGGCCGUGAUCUGAUGGCUUGCGCCCAGACCGGUUCGGGUAAGACCGGUGGUUUCCUCUUCCCCAUCCUCUCCCAGGCCUUCCAGAAUGGCCCGUCUGUGGUCCCCCCACAGGCUUCCGGCCAGUUCAGCUACGGUCGUCAGCGCAAGGCUUACCCCACCUCGCUCAUCCUUGCCCCGACCCGUGAGCUGGUCUCUCAGAUCUUCGACGAGGCCCGCAAGUUCGCUUACCGCUCGUGGGUUCGCCCCUGUGUCGUGUACGGUGGUGCCGACAUUGGCUCCCAACUGCGCCAGAUCGAGCGUGGCUGUGACCUUCUGGUUGCAACCCCCGGUCGUCUGGUCGACUUGAUUGAGCGUGGCCGUAUCUCCCUGGUCAACAUCAAGUACCUCGUCCUGGAUGAGGCUGACCGCAUGCUGGACAUGGGUUUCGAGCCCCAGAUUCGCCGCAUUGUUGAGGGUGAAGACAUGCCGCGUGUGGAGGACCGCCAGACUCUCAUGUUUUCGGCCACCUUCCCCCGCGACAUCCAGAUGCUGGCCCGAGACUUCCUCAAGGACUACGUUUUCUUGUCAGUUGGUCGUGUCGGUUCCACGUCGGAGAACAUCACCCAGAAGGUGGAAUACGUUGAGGACCACGACAAGCGCUCGGUCCUGCUGGAUAUCCUCCACACUCACGGCACCAGCGGUCUGACCUUGAUCUUCGUUGAGACCAAGCGUAUGGCGGACUCACUCUCCGACUUCCUUAUCAACCAGCGUUUCCCGGCCACCGCCAUCCACGGUGACCGUACCCAACGCGAGCGUGAGCGUGCUCUGGAGUUCUUCCGUAACGGUCGCUGCCCCAUCCUGGUUGCCACUGCUGUUGCUGCCCGUGGUCUGGAUAUCCCCAAUGUCACCCACGUCAUCAACUACGACCUGCCUACCGACAUUGACGACUAUGUUCACCGUAUUGGCCGUACCGGCCGUGCUGGUAACACUGGUAUUGCCACUGCCUUCUUCAACCGUGGCAACCGUGGUGUGGUCCGUGACCUGCUCGACCUCCUGAAGGAGGCCCACCAGGAGGUUCCUGCUUUCCUGGAGAGCAUUGCUCGUGAAGGUAGCGGAUACGGUGGUCGUGGUGGUCGUGGUGGCGGCCGUGGCCGUGGUGCCAAUGCCACCCGUGACAUGCGUCGUUACGGUGGCAUGGGUGGUCCCCCGUCUUCCUUCGGCGGUGGUGGUAGCGGUUACGCACCCGCUCCGUCGUCCUACGGCGGCGGCGGUGGUGGUGGCUAUGGAGGUACCCCCUCCUAUGGCGGCGGCGGCUACGGUGGUGGCUACGGCGGCGGCUACGGCAACCCGUCUGGCCCUACCGGCCCGUCUUCCUGGUGGUAA
Penicillium alfredii is the source of this 2007-nucleotide messenger RNA. RefSeq names its product DEAD/DEAH box helicase. The coding region runs from base 1 to 2007 and encodes 668 amino acids. Gene Ontology annotation, cellular component: nucleus. The record is from RefSeq and is a predicted model, not a curated record. NCBI's taxonomy places the organism in Eukaryota, Fungi, Ascomycota, Eurotiomycetes, Eurotiales, Aspergillaceae. The transcript has 2 exons. Gene Ontology annotation, molecular function: RNA helicase activity; RNA binding; ATP binding.